AUGGCCUCCCGGGUCUCCGCCGCCCCCGCCCGCAUCCUCGACCUCGACGUCGUCGACGUCGAGGACGACGACGACGACACCGCCGCCUCCACUCCCGCGGCCCUCCGCGCCCGCGCCCGCUCCCGCAUCACCACCUCCGGGAGAACCCCGUCUUUCCCCGACGCAUUCUCCUCGUCCGCGGCCGCCCCGAAGCGCCCGGCGCCCGCGUCCCCCAUCCUCGUCGAAGACGACACCCCGCCCCCGCCGCCGAAGCGGCGCCAGUCCGUAGCCCCGGGCUCCGUGGUGCCCGAGACUCCGGACUGGCACCACGUCCCGUGCUCGCUCCCCCGAUCCCGGGCCACCACCCCCGACACGCCCGAUUCCGUUCUCCGGAGCUCGUCCCGCUUCGGCUUCGACUCUCCCGAUCCGGAGAUCCCCGGGCCGGCUUUCCCUCCCUCCAUCGACGCCGACAUCGUAGUUCUGGAGACCCCGGGCUUCACCACCCCGCGGCCUUCCAGGGCCGCAGCCACCGUACCCGACACCCCCCAGUCGUUCGUCCCCUGCUCGCUCGACCCCCGACCCGGCGACGCCGCCCCCGAGAUGCCCGAUCCUGCUCUACCACUCGACUUCGAUUCUCCCGAUCCGGGGUUCCCUGGGCCAGCCGUCCCCGGCUCCACCGAUCCCGACAUUGUCGACCUGGACACACCAGACCCCGUCACCGCAUCGCGGCCUUCCGGUGCUGCAACUCUAACCGGGGCUCCCCACUCAUUUGUUCCGUGCUCGCUCAGCCCCCAACCCCGCGGCGGCGCUGUUCCUGCUAUGCCUCAUUCUGUUCUCCCGCGCUCGUUUGAGUUCGACUUCGACGCGGCGGCUGCUGCUGAUUUGGGGAUCCCUGGGCUGGCUUUCCCCGGCUCUGUUGACCCCAACACAACACGUUUCUGCAACCCCUCGCUCUUUGAUGUGGCUGGACCCUCCACUUUGCCAGGACCUUCUUCUCCGAUAUCUCUGGACAGUGAUGAUGAGCUGGAUGACUUUGGGUACGAAGCUCCGUUGAGCAACUUGAUUUUACCCUGUGAAGAUUCUACUUUGCAGGAAGAAGAGAACAACAACAAUGCAGAAGAAAGAAAGACAAAACAGGGAAAGAGGAAAUUAAUAAAGGAAGGGAAAGCAAAAUUGAUUGAAGAGAAGAAACAACAGCGAGAGGAAAAUAAGCUCCUGAAAGAAGCUACUAAAGCUCAAAAGGCAGAGCAGAAGAAGUAUGCCAAAGAAAAAGAGGAGUGGGAAUCAGGAAAACACGCUUUAAAAUCUAUUGUCGCCGAGAUUGAUUCGACAAUCAUUGAAAGUGGCUCACUUGGAGGUACUCUCCUGACAAGGUUUUCAGAGAAGAGCCUUAAAUAUCGAGUUCAGGUCAAUCCACUCAGGGGAUCAAUUUUGUGGAAAAUGGAGGUUCCUCCAAUUGGCGAGGAUCCAGCUUCAGUGUCUGAAGUGCCAUAUAUUCUGUUUGUGCUCCAAGCUGAGGAAUUCUGUGAUCUUAUCAGCAGUGGAUUCUUCGUUGAUCAUGUUCGCGAAGUACAAAGUCGCUAUCCAACAUUCACUAUUUGCUACGUCACUAAUAAAUUGAUGAACUAUAUAAAUAAAUGUGAGCGAACUCAGUAUAGGAACCCAUCCUGUUCUAAUAGUUGGAAACGCCCGCCAGUGGAAGAGGUUUUCUGCAAAUUAGUAACACACUAUGCUAGAGUUCACUCAAGGCAAUGCUUAGAUGAAGCUGAAGUAGCAGAGCAUGUUGUUGGCCUUACAUCCAGUCUUGCAAAUUGCAAAUUCAGGAAACCACUGUCAUGGUUAUCUGUGCAUGCUAACGGUGCAGUAAUUCCAAAAAAUUUCAUUGAUAAAGAUCUGGCUAAGAAAGAUACCUGGAUGAAGGCUCUGAUAGCUAUCCCCAAAGUCCAGCCAAGGUUUGCCCUCGCAAUCUGGAAGAAGUACAGCACCAUGAGAUCUCUUCUGAAUGUAUAUAUGGAUCCCACUAAAACUGAUCGCGAGAAGGAGCUUUUGCUUCAGGAUCUGAAGUGUGAAGAUCGCGUAGGUGAGGAAAGCAGAAGGGUGGGACCAGUGUGCUCCAAAAGGGUGUACAAAACUCUCAUGGCACAAGACGGAGGAAUGGAGGCAGAUGCUGCCGAGUAAAUCCUAAUGGUCGAUACGUGAAGUCGGGUCGGACCAUUUCGGACUUGUUAAGCUAGUGCAUAUGUAUUUAGGUGUUGCACCACCAAGCUGAAAUUUCAACUCCCUGCUUAUGUGACAAAGCUUGUUAAGUUAGUGCAUAUGUAUUUAGGUGUUGCACCACCAAACUGAAACCUGAACUCCCCACUUAUGUAACAUAUCUUGUUAAGUUAGUGCAUAGUAUGUAUUUAGGUGUUGCACCACCAAGCUGAAAUUUGAACUCCCCGCUUAAUAAUGAAGCAUGUUAAGUUAGUGUGUA
Lolium rigidum is the source of this 2452-nucleotide messenger RNA. RefSeq names its product crossover junction endonuclease EME1-like. The record is from RefSeq and is a predicted model, not a curated record. Lineage: Eukaryota; Viridiplantae; Streptophyta; Magnoliopsida; Poales; Poaceae. Gene Ontology annotation, molecular function: nuclease activity; DNA binding. Gene Ontology annotation, cellular component: nucleus; Holliday junction resolvase complex. Gene Ontology annotation, biological process: DNA repair. The transcript is spliced from 11 exons. Bases 1 to 2157 code for a protein of 718 amino acids.